AUGCUUGGUACGAGCGGCAAGUGGCAGAAGCUUUCCCACCUGUGCCGGAGCCACUCCUUCGCCUCCACUUUCAGGGCCAGUGUCGUUCUCCGCCUGUCUCCUGCCAUGGCUGCUGCUUCCUCCCCUCACCGCCAUAGCUCCCCCAGUGCGUCCUCUUUCUCGACGGGUUCCCCGGCCCCUGCAGCCAAGAGGGUGGGUACACACAACGGCAGCUUCCACUGCGACGAGGCCCUGGGAUGCUUCAUGAUCCGCCUCACUGACAAGUUCGCCGGGGCGGACAUCGUCCGGACCAGAGACUCCCAGGUACUUUCAGCCUUUUCCGCAUCUAUCUCGUGCUUAACCUUUACCUGGGACGCCCUGCUUCUCUCCUGAGAGCAUAUUUAUGGUUCUCUCAGUUUGCUCUUCUCUGAGAAAUACAAUAAGCACCAUAGUUUUCUUGGGUUGUCUCCUUGCCCUUAACCUGCUUGCGUUAUGGAUUCUCCGAAGUGUUUGUCCUUGGAGUUGCUAUGACUGGAAAAAUAAGAAUUAUGGACGAUUGGGGGUUUAAUUCAUGACAAUGAGUGAUUGUAAAAAUACUCGUUGGCGACUCUCAGAAGAAAAUAGAGUUGUUGUCUCUUUCUCCGACUCUUAGAAGAAUUUAGUGUCGGUCUUCUAUAUCGAGCUUAAAGCGGUUACUAAAUACAUGCAAGAUGGGAUUUUCCCACUUUCAGAAUCUUCCCGUGCUUUUCAAUAGAGAAAGACUGAUGGAACUGAAGAUUAAGCCAUUUACACCAAUAGUUGGAGAGGGCGGUGUUAUUAUCCACUGGUACUCAACUUUCUUACUGUAACACAUCUUUUCACAGAAAUGCAAAUAACUACCCAUAAAGAUGGACCUAAGCUCUUGGGAGGAUGGAUAGAACAGUGAUAAGUUAUUGUGGGAGAUUAAAUUGUCUCUAUCAGAAAAUGGAAUCAUAUGAUCCUGCUCCAAGUUUUAUCUUUCUGAUGUGGAUGAUUUCUAAGGUCGGACAUGAGACUAUUCUUCUAUCAGGGCUUCUGCAGACUCUGCUGCACUCUACUAUUUAUGGGAGAAACUUUCUUCUCUUGUAGUUAACUGUAGAAAUGAUGAAAUUCGAUUGGUUAUGGAGUCUAUACAGGGAAAAUGUCGAGGAGACAUGUACUUGGGUUACUCGAGUGCAACUUAUUGCAUGGUGAGGGCCCUCUUUGACUUCAACUUCUGGGUGAUGGAGUCUGGGAUUAGACACUGAUGGCGUCUGCAUAGAAGUUCUCGUGUUGUUAUCUUAAGAGAGGCAUAGCAGCUGGGUUUUUCAUCCACCGGUCAUCUGGUGGUAUGUUGUUAGGGAAUCCUUUUUCUUUGAAGUAUCAAAAAACUGUCUGAAUGCAGGGAAAACCUCAUAUCAUGAUCAUCAAGCUUGUUCCACAGUUCCAAGUCAGCUUGUGAUAAAUAAACACCUACAGUUUUGACUCUGUUCACCUGAUUGGUUUCCUGCCUGAAACCAUUUUGUAGUGCCAUACACUGGCAUGUGCCAUUGGUGAGGUAUGGGAGGGCCUGCUCAUAUUAGGAAAAUCAAUUAUUGUUGACAAAAAACUAUAUGAGAGGUGCUUCGUCAUGAGAGAAGGAAACAUAAGAAAAAAAAUGAAAAAAAUAAAAAUAAAAAUGUAACCUGUAUAAUAAAUAUCAUUUUUUGGAUCUACUUAUGCAAGUGUAGCUUUUUUUUCCUUAAUAAAGUAGGCUCGUGCGACUUGCUUACUUGUGGAAUGAUUUUCAGUUAUUGGAGACACUUGAUGCUGUUCUUGAUGUUGGGGGUGUUUAUGAUCCCACUCGAGAUCGUUAUGAUCAUCAUCAGAAAGGUUUUAAUGAGAUUUUUGGGCACGGAUUCAACACCAAGCUAAGCAGUGCUGGUCUCAUUUAUAAGGUGAAGUAAUAUUAUUUUCCAGUUCAUUUAAACAUUGCAUCAUCUUUCUUGCUGGUAUUUUAGACUUCGACUCAUAGAAUCAGUUGCGAUUUUGCCUUUUCCAUGUCCAUCAAAAUAUUUCCUACACACGUGAUCCAUUAUUACUUAACAUUGUGCACUGUGAUACUUUGGACUAUAAUCGAAGUAAAUUAUAUCGUAAGGUGGAUAUGGUCCCUCUUCUAGGAUAAAAAAAUGACAAUUGAUCGUGUGAACUCUUGGCCAAGAUUGGCUAAGCAGUCCCUGGCCCAUUAGACCGUGCUUAAGAAAGUGAUUCGUGGCUUUCCUUUUUGUUUCUUUGGAUUUAGGCCAACAAUUAUUGAUGAUCCUGUGAUUUAAUGGUUCGACUAGAGUUGUCCCUAUCAUUGAAAUAUUAUAUCUGAGAAAAGGAAAUUCGGGUGUAAAUGCUAGUUCUUCUAAGGAGAAUCAGAUUGUGUUGCCUCCUUUGCAUUUAAUUGGGCAGUCCUUGAAUUGCCUGAUUCGAGUUCUAAGAAAUGAUACAAUUUUUUUUUUUGGUUGCUGUUUCAUUUAUUUGCUCACUCUUUCCUCACCUGUUUCAUAUCUAUUUUUGCAUUCAUUUUCUAUGAAUGCCACAUUGCAGCACUAUGGUCCUGAGAUAAUUGCCAAGGAGCUUCAGGUUGAUGAGGGGCAUCCAGAUGUGCACCGACUGUACAUUGCCAUCUAUAAAAGCUUUAUCGAGGUUCUAAUCUUUCCUUUUUUUCUGAACUGAUUCCCAGAAAACCCUCUGUUCUUCUUCCAUUCGUAACAUAAUGCACGUCAAUUUUCUCUUGAAAUGUUUAUCGUGCAUGGGAACCCACUGAUCUCUUCUUCAUUAGAUACUUACUAUCAUCACUAGUUCGUCUCUGAUCCAUCAGAAAACCGGAUGUUAUGUUUUCUGAUAUUUUUUGUACUUGUUAUAGGCCAUUGACGCCAUUGACAAUGGAAUUAACCAGUACGACACAGAUCAGCCUCCAAAAUAUGUAAACAACACCGGCUUGUCUUCACGAGUUGGACGGCUGAACUUGGACUGGCUGGAACCCGAUCAAUCUGCUAAAAAGGAAAAUGAGGCAUUUCAGCGCGCCAUGGUGCUUGCAGGCAGCGAGUUCAUGGAGGUUGGUGUACCCGAGUUCUUGGAGUUUUCCUUUUGUUGACAUCAAAAUUUUCAUGAAUUUUUGUUAAGAUUUUCGGAAUGUUAUCGGCGGGUUCUCUCAUCAAUGGCUCCGCAUAACUCACUAUUUAAUUUAUGUUUGCAGAGUGUUCGGUUCCAUGCGCGAUCAUGGUUACCAGCACGGUCCAUCAUUAUCGAAUGUCUAGCAGCUAGAGGAGAUGUCGAUCCCAGUGGAGAGAUUAUGGUGUUGAAUAACUUUUGUCCUGUGAGUAUUGACCAGCGUUCUUCCCUAGUUUCUUAUUUUUCGAGCUAAAUUUAGAAAGUUAACUGUUGAAGGGGAAGUCCCCGAAUCCAGCCUUCAGUCGUCUGUCUUUCAAGAUCGUUCAUCCUCAGGCUUUCUGAGGAUUGCUACUGAAGCCUGUCUCCUCUUUACAGUGGAAGCUUCAUUUGUUUGAGCUUGAAGAGGAGCUGAAGGUUGACCCUCUUAUCAAAUAUGUCAUAUAUCAGGUGAGCAAUAUCCCAAUAACUUUGAAACCUAAAUUACCCAGAAUUCCUUUCUUCAUGUUUCAGCGGUGGACCCCACUAUUCUGUGUUUAAAACCUAACUUACCCAGGAUUCCUUUCUUCAUGGGUCAGUCGGUGGACCCUACUUGCCCGUGCUUAGAGACCUAACUUACCCAGGAUUCCUUUCUUCAUGGGUCAACUGGUUGAACCCUAAUUUACCCAGGAUUCCUUUCUUCAUGGGUCAAAUGGUUGAACCCUAACUUAUAGCAGGUGUUUAAAACCUAACUUACCCAGAAAUCCUUUCCUCACGGGGUCGCCUUUAACCAUCUCUAUCACUUGCCGGUUGAUGAUCUAUACCUGGUUGCAGGAUGAUAGGAGCAAAAGUUGGCGGGUGCAGGCGGUGGCAGCGUCUCCUGACAGCUUCGAGAGUCGAAAGCCUCUUCCGCUGCCAUGGAGGGGCCUGAGGGACGACGAGCUCUCACGGCAGUCUGGAAUCCCUGGCUGUGUCUUUGUCCACAUGAGCGGCUUCAUCGGCGGCAACCAGAGCUAUGACGGAGCCCUCACCAUGGCUCGAGCUUCUCUGAGGUCCUAA
Messenger RNA from Spirodela intermedia, 4152 nucleotides. Lineage: Eukaryota; Viridiplantae; Streptophyta; Magnoliopsida; Alismatales; Araceae. The record is from the annotation of a GenBank genome assembly.